Messenger RNA from Cydia strobilella, 1916 nucleotides. RefSeq names its product sodium-dependent nutrient amino acid transporter 1-like. Gene Ontology annotation, biological process: sodium ion transmembrane transport. Gene Ontology annotation, molecular function: L-amino acid transmembrane transporter activity. The record is from RefSeq and is a predicted model, not a curated record. The transcript is spliced from 13 exons. Gene Ontology annotation, cellular component: plasma membrane. Lineage: Eukaryota; Metazoa; Arthropoda; Insecta; Lepidoptera; Tortricidae. Bases 163 to 1869 code for a protein of 568 amino acids.
AUUGUAAGACGUUAUAGUUUGUUAUCUUAUCCUGGGUAUUGUGCACGAAGCUUAUAUUCUACAGCGUGGAGGGGUGUAUCAUACAUUUGGGAACUAGUUAGUGGUAAAAAACAAGAAGAAUUGCCCGAGCGUGCGAGAUGGGGAAACGAAACCGAGUUCCUGAUGUCGUGUAUUGCCACGUCGGUAGGCCUCGGCAACGUGUGGCGGUUCCCCUUCGUCGCCUACCAGAACGGCGGCGGCGCCUUUCUCUUUCCCUACCUCCUAGUACUUUUCCUAGUUGGAAAGCCCAUGUACUAUCUUGAAUGUAUGAUUGGUCAGUUUAGUUCGAGAAAUUGUGUGACGAUCUGGGAGAUGUGCCCUGCAAUGAAGGGAACAGGUUACGUGCAAGCCAUGGGCACUGGCUACAUCCUAUCAUACUACGUGGCCAUCGUCGCAAUAUGCAUGUACUACCUGGUAUUCAGCUUCCGAAAGACCCUACCGUGGGCGGUGUGCGACAAAUCCUGGACGGACGUGAUAUGUGUGCCUUCUCAUCGUGCCGGACAUAUUGAGAAUUUUGAGAAUGCUACGAGCAGUGCUGAACUGUAUUUCCUGAGAACAGUGCUUAAUCAGCCGCAGAAUAUUGACAAUGGAAUUGGUUACCCGAUCUGGUACCUGGUGCUGUUCCUACUACUGGCUUGGGUGAUCAUCUUCUUGAUUGUGGCACGUGGCGUCAAGAGCUCGGGCAAGGCUUCCUACUUCCUCGCCAUCUUCCCAUACGUCGUCAUGCUGAUCCUGCUGAUUACUACUUGCACCCUAAAAGGAGCUGCCAAUGGAAUGUUGUUUUUCCUCACGCCUCAGUGGGAUAAGCUUUACGACCUCGAAGUGUGGUACGCAGCCGUGACGCAAGUGUUCUUCUCCCUGACUGUGUGCACGGGCGCCAUUAUUAUGUUCUCCUCAUACAACGGCUUUAGACAUAAUGUGUACAGAGAUUCAUUGAUCGUCACAACCCUGGAUACCUUUACUAGCCUGUUGUCUGGUAUUACUAUCUUUGGUAUCAUGGGCAACCUGGCACAUGUGCUGCAACGACCCGUGAAGGAAGUUGUCGGUACCGGCGGCACCGGUCUAGCCUUCAUCUCCUAUCCUGACUCCAUCGCGAAAACUGCUGUUCCUCAGUUGUUCUCUGUGCUGUUCUUUCUGAUGAUGGUGGUGUUGGGCGUGGGCUCGGCCGUGGCGCUGUUGUUGGCCAUCAACACGGUGCUGAUCGACUCCUUUCCGCGCGUGGGUACCGUGUACAUGUCGGCCCUUUGCUGUACGGUGGGCUUCCUUGUCGGCAUCGUUUACCUUACCCCUGGAGGUCAAUGGAUAUUGGGGCUUGUGGAUCAUUUUGGCGGAACGUUUUUGGUGCUGUUCACUGGCAUGUCUGAAAUAAUCGGAGUUAUGUGGUUCUACGGUCUAGAGAAUGUGUGCCUCGACGUCGAGUUCAUGCUGGGCAAAGGCACCUGCUUCUUCUGGCGUUGGUGCUGGGCCAUACUCACCCCCGCUAUGAUGAUUGUGGUUUUCAUAUUCGCGUUAUUCAAUAAUACCUUGGACUUUGGCGAUCAGCCCUACCCGUUUGCUGCCCUUGCAUGCGGAUAUGCUAUGCUUAUCAUCGGCAUGUUACUUGUUCCUCUUUUCAUCGGCAAGAGAAUGUGCCAGCACAGAACUGGGAAUUGUUGUGAGACUUUGAAAUUAGCAUUUCGCACGACGCCGUCAUGGGGCCCCAAAGACGAAACCACGAAAGAGCAGUGGAAGCGUUUCAAGGCGCAGGCCAAAGCGGACCUAGUGAGUCUCCAGCCCGCCAAAUGCAAGCGGAUCGGUCUAAUCCUAGUAGGCGGCUAUAGAAAUGUUUAACAAACGAUAAAGAUAAAUAUAUUUUGUAAAUUGUUCAAAAUAUUUUU